AUGUCGGCGAGUGCAAGCCGCAAAAAUGGCAAACAAGCGUCUUGUGAGCCUUGCCGCAGAGGCAAAGUGCGCUGCGAUCACCACGUGCCCACCUGUGAUCGCUGCCGUCGUCGCAACAUGAGCAGCGAGUGCUAUUAUCAUCCUGCUCCUCUUACACGACCGUCGAAACGGAUGAGAUUGUCCUCAUUGGAGGAUGAUGCAGUAGAUACAGCAGGCACAGUCGGACAAGCGGGUUCGGUGGCUAUUAUCCCACCCCGCGAUGAUACCUGUGUAGAUGCUGGUGGGAGGCAGGCCGACCUCGAAACUCGGUUGCACUCAGUCCCUGAUGCGAAUGCAACGCCUCCUGCAACGCUGCCAUUGCUAUCGCUUCAAAGCCUCGAUGACACGAGUGCACGAUUUGUUCCAGCGACUGCGGUAUACGACGACCGCGGCAAUGAAACACUGGAGGGAGACUUGCUUUCUAUAAUACAAAUCCUAGAGCUCCUUGAACACUCUGGAAUUAUCAGGAAGCUCGUCUUGGAAUACUAUCGUUUGGGUCAGAUCGCUGUCGUGCCAAGCCAACUCGUGCUGCCUGUCCUGUCCGACCUUGAACAACUCCAUGAGAACAUUCUGCAUCAACGAGCGAUGAGUGAUGAUGCCGCUUGUAGAAGCACUCUACGGGGGGUAGCUCAAACGAUUUUGCAUGCUACGAAAUCGAAAAGUCCCAUCACCUCAGCCACUCCCCUGGCCGAGUUCAGAGGCUUCUACAGCGGUCCAAAUCUGCGAGUGGAAACCAUUGGUUUGAUCUUCACCAUGGCGGCUCGUGCUUCUCGUCUAGGACUUACUGCGGAUACUGGAGAUAAUCACUAUUUUGUCCAAGCCAUGUUCCAGUGCAGUGCACGAUGCUUGCACCUCGCCCGAGAAUUAGCGACGGAGAUGAGUGAUGUGAUGGUGUGGUUGUCGUACGAGAACUUGCGUCUGACUACGAGUAUCCAAGGCUAUGCCGGUCCCAAUGUUUGGCGUCGACUUGGUGAUCUGUCCACUGAUAUUUUCGCCCUGGAGAUACAUCGAGAGGCGAUCAUUACAAAAGCUCCUUUCUUUCUUGCCGAAUGUCGUAGAAGGGUCUUCACGGCUGCAUUCCAUUGGGACAAGUUUCUCGCCACACUUUUCGGUCGCCCGCCGCGGAUUCCUAGCUACUAUGCUGAUUGUCGACCGCCACUUGAACUUACUGAUGAUCAGCUCUGUCUGACUGGACUCAGCGAAGAAGAGCGGGCGUCAUACGAACGAUAUGAGGGAUGGUCAACUGGAAGCUCUUCUUGCAGUACUACUUGGAUUCGAGCGCUGUAUCUCCUUGCGAAAUUCAAGGAUGAAACACUUUUGCACCACCAUAAACCUGUUGAUGACGAGACAAGAUCAAAGUUAGAGUCAGUACGGUCCUAUCCGCUUCGAUCCUCAGAACUAGCAAACCGAUGCAAGCAAACGUGGGACCAUCUCCCCAGCCGUGUCCAUUACGACUCUGCAUGUUGGAAGUCCGAUCUGGCGCCCAUAUCAUGUCUGAGAUUAGCAGAAGUUUAUCUCACCUACUUGCAGACACUAUUUCACAUCUAUCGCUUGAUGGAAAAGCCUGGUGGGAACUACUCAUCGGAACUGGUACAGACCUGCUCGAGUAUAAUCGAGACGACUCUCCAGAUUGGUGGAUUCCACGACCAAGCUGUUUAUCAUUUACACAACAGCUUCAGGGCUAGUAUUGUUCUGUGCUACGGUUUGCCAAGUGCAAUUACUCUCAUGAAUGCGCUGAAGACUGCAAAGAGAACUAUGCAUCGGACGCGAUUCGCCGACUUGGUGCGCCUCGUGUCAAUACGACGUCUUUCAGUAUUCGUGACUUUUCUGGAGGGUGUAUAUCGUCCAGAAAAUGCAAAUUACGCACUUUGCAUCAAAGCUUCGGGACUUAUAUCCAGUGCUUUGGAUGGAAUUAUCGAGUAUCUGCUGUUACUCGCCGCCAAUGACACGAUACUUCAACCAGAUCCUGGACUCACAGGCAACUUCGCAACUGGAACGCAACAUCCAAUAUCGAGUGAUGGUAUGGCAGCAAUGGGGAAUGCCGACAAUGACUCGCUAGGAGAUCUGAAUCUGCUCGACUGGGAUACGACCAGUUUCAUGGACAUGAAUAAUUGGAUGGAAAGUAUUGAUUGGACGAAUGCAAGUGGCGGAGUAUAG
Aureobasidium pullulans EXF-150 is the source of this 2196-nucleotide messenger RNA. RefSeq lists its product as uncharacterized. Gene Ontology annotation, cellular component: nucleus. The transcript has 4 exons. Gene Ontology annotation, molecular function: DNA binding; DNA-binding transcription factor activity, RNA polymerase II-specific; zinc ion binding. The record is from RefSeq and is a predicted model, not a curated record. Lineage: Eukaryota; Fungi; Ascomycota; Dothideomycetes; Dothideales; Saccotheciaceae. Gene Ontology annotation, biological process: regulation of DNA-templated transcription; DNA-templated transcription. The coding region runs from base 1 to 2196 and encodes 731 amino acids.